Messenger RNA from Mugil cephalus (flathead mullet), 1470 nucleotides. It is a transcript of the gene cldn3c, whose product is annotated as claudin 3c. NCBI's taxonomy places the organism in Eukaryota, Metazoa, Chordata, Actinopteri, Mugiliformes, Mugilidae. The transcript has a single exon. Gene Ontology annotation, biological process: bicellular tight junction assembly; cell adhesion. Gene Ontology annotation, molecular function: structural molecule activity. Gene Ontology annotation, cellular component: bicellular tight junction; plasma membrane. The record is from RefSeq and is a predicted model, not a curated record. The coding region runs from base 147 to 797 and encodes 216 amino acids.
UUCAUCCAACCCUCCUACAGGUGCUCACACCGUAGCGGACAAGCAGGAAAGAGGCUCUCUCUGCCGUGACCUGAGUGCUUUGGUCGUUAGUUCAGGACUCGGACUCACUGAUUCAGUUUUGUUCUGUCUCCAGAGAAACAUACAACAUGUCGAUGGGUAUGGAGAUUGUGGGCAUCGCCCUCGGAUUCAUUGGAUUCAUCCUUGCCAUAGUGACGUGCGCCCUGCCGAUGUGGAGGGUGACGGCCUUCAUCGGAGCCAACAUCAUAACCGCUCAGACCAUCUGGGAGGGUUUGUGGAUGAACUGCGUCACCCAGAGCACAGGCCAGAUGCAGUGUAAGAUCUACGACUCACUACUGGCCUUGCCUCAGGAGCUGCAGGCCUCCAGAGCAAUGACCAUCAUCUCCAUCAUACUCGGGGUGCUGGGAGUCAUGAUCUCCAUCGUCGGUGCCAAGUGCACCAACUGCAUCGAGGACGAGCCGUCGAAAGCCAAAGUGAUGAUCAUCGCCGGCAUCUUCUUCAUCCUCGGCGGCCUCCUGGUCCUCAUUCCCGUCUCCUGGACCGCCAGCGUCAUCGUCCGGGAUUUCUACAGCCCCCUCUUGACCGACCCUCAGAAGAGGGAGAUCGGGGCAGCGCUCUACAUCGGGUGGGGAGCGGCCGCCAUGCUCCUGAUUGGGGGGGCGAUGCUGUGCAGCAGCUGCCCGCCAAAGGAGAAGAAGUACAAGCCACCUCGGAUGGCGUACUCUGCCCCACGCAGCACCAGCGCGGGCGGAGGAUACGACAGGAAAGACUAUGUUUGAACGGAAGUGGCAAAAUGAUUUGGAAAAAAUUUAUUGCACAUGAGUGUGUGUGUUUGUGUGUGUGUGUGUAUAAAUGUGUGUUGUUUUUUGCUCCUUUAAAACGCAGGAUGGACUCCUUCUUAAGACUCCGACAUGAAGACGUGUGAUACAAAUGCUGAUAUACUUGUUUUGCUUGUGGCUAAAAUAUUCAGGUGUGCUCUUUCGUCUUCUUACGUAGUUUAUCCAGUUUCAUUAAUGCCCCCCCCUUUUGCGACAUUGUUUGAACUUCACGUGAAAUCCCUCCUUGUGCGUGUUUGUCUAUCACUGCCGGCUGCACGGUGUCAGGUUUCACUGAAACUGGCUGUUAAAACACUGCGUUUUAUUUCAUUGACAAUGACGAGGAAAAGCCGGCUCUCGUUUUACAUGUAUUGGGUUGUGCGAUUGUUCAGUGUGUUCCCAUCGUGUGCGUGUGUGCGUGUGUGUUUUGCAUCUAAUAUUUGCAUUGGAGAGUUUCUGGUGAGACUGAAACUGAUGAUGGAUCAGUGAUAUGGCUCCAGGAAAUGAUUUCAUCACCUAAAGGCUUUAUUUGUGUUAAGUUUGUUUUAUAUUUUCUGUUAUUAAAUGUGUCUGAAAUGUAUUUUAACAUGUUCAUAUAUCUAAUGACUGUAUAUACAGAUAAACUUCUUCAACCAUU